Molecule: messenger RNA, 1658 nt
Organism: Cercospora beticola
Lineage: Eukaryota; Fungi; Ascomycota; Dothideomycetes; Mycosphaerellales; Mycosphaerellaceae
Biological process (GO): transmembrane transport
Cellular component (GO): membrane
Molecular function (GO): transmembrane transporter activity
Source: RefSeq, a predicted model, not a curated record
AUGAGCACAGUGCUGAGACUUGCUCCUGAGGGUCUCAGGAUCUUGCCAAACCCAGUCAACAUAAUGGGUCGCGAACACGACGAGGCCUCGCUGGCCAGCAAUGAGAAGGACCUCGAGAAGGUCGAGAUCAUCGAGCAAUACAAUGUCAACAAGUAUGCCAACAUCGGCCUAUCUGCAGAGGAUGCAGACUUCUACGAGAACUUCCCCGAGGAUAAAAAGAAGAGUAUGAUUCGGAAGAUCGACAUCCGACUGGUGCCGGUGCUCGCACUGCUGGGGAUGACCGACGAUCUCAACCUCACCGGCAUUCAGUACAACAUCGCUCUCUCUAUCUUCUUUGUACCGUACAUCUUGCUUGAGGUACCGUCAAAUAUCAUUCUGAAGAAGUUCAAGAGACCAUCGACAUACAUUGGGAUCCUGGUGCUCGCAUGGGGUAUCGUUAUGACCUUCACCGGAUUAAUCACGAACUUCGCUGGUCUUAUGGUUGUCCGAGUAUUCCUUGGUAUUGCAGAGGCUGGAUUCUUCCCUGGUGCCGUCUAUCUGAUCACAAGAUGGUACGCGCAACGUCAAGUACAAACCCGACUUGCCCUUUUCUACUGCGCGAGUGCACUUUCCGGUGCCUUCUCUGGCCUUCUUGCAUUUGCCAUCGCGAGAAUGGACGGUGUGGGAGGCAAGCCCGGCUGGGCAUGGAUUUUCAUACUCGAAGGCAUUGCUACAGUCCUGAUCGGUGUUGCUUGCUUCUUCAUUAUGCCAGAUACACCAGCCCUCUCCGGUCGGUGGCUCAAUCAGGAAGAGCAACGAUACCUGGAAAUUCAGACAGUCAUCAAAGAAGGAGGUCGAUUUGCGAUGGAGAACGACGACAAGUUCAAGUGGACCUACCUCCGCGACCUACUUCUCGACUACAAGGUUUAUAUGCAGGCCUUCAUCCUCUUCACCGCAUCGAUGUUGGCCUACGGUCUCAAAUUCACGAUGCCCAGCAUUACCAAGUCGAUGGGCUACACGUCGGCAAAUGCCCAACUGAUGACCAUUCCGCCAUACGUCGCCGGCGCUAUUUCUGCGAUCGUCCUAUCGAAGGCUUCCGAUCAUUACCAAUGGAGAGCGAUCUUCAUCUUCGGUCAAAUGGCCGUCGCUCUGGUUGGCUUCUGCAUUCUGCUUCCUCUCGCGCCGAACAUUGUGAACCAAAUCGGUCCUUGCUACUUGGCUGUCAUGCUUAUUUGCAUCGGACAAUAUCCCACAAACCCAGCAGGUUCCGCAUGGAUCUCCUCCAACCUGGCAGGCGAUACGAAACGGGCUAUGGGAAUCGCACUCAACAUCUGUCUUGGCAACACUGGUGGAAUUGCAGGCUCGUACAUCUUCCUCGACAGCGAAAAGCCAGGCUACCCAACCGGCUUUGGCAUCGGUCUCGGCUUUGCCGUUGCGACCCUCUUCUGCGUCGUUGUUCUCGAGCUCUCGUACUGGCGAAUCAACAAGUCGAGAGACAAGCUCGACGAGGAAGAUGUGCGACGGCAGUACAACGAGGAGCAGCUUGCGAGACUUGGUGAUAAGUCGCCGUUGUUCAGAUACAAAUAUUAGAGAAGCAUGGUCGACAGCACAAGGGUCUUGUAUACGAAUACAGUAUUGAUGCUGCUGGGGAAGGCAGCGGCUUCAGCUUCAUACCAUUA